Pyricularia grisea is the source of this 369-nucleotide messenger RNA. RefSeq lists its product as uncharacterized. Lineage: Eukaryota; Fungi; Ascomycota; Sordariomycetes; Magnaporthales; Pyriculariaceae. Bases 1 to 369 code for a protein of 122 amino acids. The transcript has a single exon. The record is from RefSeq and is a predicted model, not a curated record.
AUGCAGAUAACAAGAAUUGCCGCAUUCCUCUCCCUGGUCCUGCCCGCAGUCCUGGCUGCCGAGCAGGCUAGUGGAGCCUUGGAGCGCCGCAGCGUGGGAGGGCUGGCCAGCGCCGCCACACUAAGGGUCCGCGAAGCCGACGCUCCUGUCCUGGCGGAGCGCUCACCGAAGAAGAAGAAUGGCAAGAAAGGCGCCAACGCGGCCAAUGCGGCCAAUGCCGACAACGCCAAGUCGAAGUCGAGCGAGCCGAUUAUCAAAGCCAGUCCGGGACAAACUCAAGCUGAGGAGGACGCAAUCACGGCUGAGCUGGACAGAGAAAAUAACCCACAAAAGAGAUCGACCGCCCCCAAGGCGGCGAUGAAGAACUAA